AAUCCCAUAUAUAUACUAUAAAAAAAACACGUGUUUUUUUAUAGUAUAUAUAUGGGAAUUUUUUUUUAAUCGUUAUUUUUUUGUUUUGGAUAUAAUUUCAGGUUCCUGUGGUUAUUUAAUACAACCAGAAAGCAUGACAAAUUGACUGGAUUAAAUACAUGUAGAUGAAGAAUUACGGCGUAUUUGGUGGAGGUAUUAUAACAAAGUAAAGACAUUGUAGGAUAAGACUGAGUUGGUACGAUGGCUGAAGUAGACGGUCGUACGGCUAUAACUGACAAUGACAUUGUUUGUACCCCUUGUUUUGAGGAUGAUAUUCGAGAACCAGCUGUGAAAUAUUGUCCUGAAUGUCAGGAUUUUUUGUGUACAGGAUGCAGUCUACACCAUGGAAGACAGAGGUUGAGCCGUUCUCAUAAGCUUGUGGACAAGAAUGAAGCAAAACAAGGGUCACAUGUGACCGUGACAGCAAAAUGUUUAUAUCACCGAGAUCGUAACAUAGAGAUGUACUGUGAAGAGCAUGACAUGGUUUAUUGUUUAAAGUGUAUUGCUACAGACCAUAGGUCCUGUAAGGGAGUGACAGGUUUAGACGACUUAUCAGUUUCUACUGAUCAGAAAAGAGAAACAGAACGUUUAAAGGCUGACAUUAUGAACACCAAAGAACGUUUAGAAAAUACUGAUCAGAAAACGAAAACGAACCUGAAAAGCAUAGAGGAACAUAGAAAUGAAGUCAUUACGCAAAUAGAGGCACUUGCGCGCGGUUUGGUAGAACAUAUCCACAAGUUGGAGCGUGAAGCUUUGGAAGGCCUUGAUGCAAAAUAUAUUUUGGUCAAAGAAGAACUGGAGACAAAUAUGUCUAAGUUAAGUAAAGCUAAAGAAGAGGUUGAGCAGGUAAGAAGCAAGCUACAAGGCAUGGACAGUCUGGAUAAAAUACAACAAUUUGUUCAGACAAAACUAACACAGCAAACCUUAAACGAUGCAGUAAAAGUACUUGAACAAAAUGAAGCUAAGGGAAUUCAAUCAUUGCAUUUAAAGGAAAAUACAGAAUUAAAGUCCUUAGUCAGUUCAUCAACAUGUUUAGGGUCUGUACAAAAGAUACGAGAAAGCAAAAGACUGCCGACAUCAAGGACGUAUAAAGUACGUUCACAGAAGGAGGAAAGUAUCCGCAUGAAAAACGACAAGAUCGGUCCCUACAUCUGUGAUGUAUGUCAGCUUCAAGACGGUACAAUCAUAUUGGCCGAUAACAAUAAUAUGAGGAUAAAGAGGCUUGGUGUAAAUUAUAACAUUAAAGAUUAUUUUGAUCUAGAAUCAUAUCCUUCAGGUAUCUGUUGUACUGGUAAUACUGAGGUCGCUGUGAAACUGUACCACAACAAAGUUUGUUUUAUAUCAGUAGGAAGCUCAUUAUCUAAGGUGAGAGAUAUAUCUGUUACAGGUGGACGUUACUUGGGAAUGACAUAUUGUGCUGGAGAGUUAUGGGUAUCUGAUGUAAAUGGUGUAAAUGUGUACAGUAUGACCGGUACAUUAUUAAAAUAUGUCAUUUCUGAUGUCAAUAUCAAACCUAUGUUUAAGUCAACUCCGCAUCAAAUGGUUGUCAGUGAAGGGAAUGUUUUUGUAACAGACAACAGUGAUGGUGCUGUCUGUUUGACAAGAGAUGGAACGGUGAAAGGAGAACUGAUAGAUAAAAGGCUUGCUGAAACACGUGGUGUAUGUGUAUCAAAUGAUGGGACUGUGUUUAUUUCUGGGUUUAACUCAGACAGCAUCAUGAUGUUUGAUAGCGAAAGAAAAUGCCUUGGAGAAUUAGUUUCCAAAGAGUCCGGUCUACUAAAACCAGUAUCAUUAUUGUUCGAUGACAAAAGAAAUUGUUUAGUUGUUGGAUGCUUUUCUGGCAAAAUUAUAGUUUAUUAUAUCUGACAAUUCAAAAAAUAGUUUGUGCUUUGUUGUUAUGUUGCACAAUGAUUUGAAAUGCUACAUGUGGAGAGAAUGUUUAACAGUAAUAUGAUCAAAUAUAUCAUAUUCAACAGUCAGCCUCUACAUACAUUUACUUUCCAUGUCAAUGUAUGAUAAUAUCUAAACACUUAAUGUGUUAAAUCACUAACACACAAUCCAUACAAUAUGUUCAGCUUUGCUAUGUUGUUAGGCUGUUGGUUUUGCUGUCCAGUUUAUGUCAUUUAUAUAUUGAUUAUGAAGACAUGGGCCUGUGUGUUUCUGUACAUAUAUGUAUGCUAUAAAAAGCGUAGUAGAUGGUCAAUAUGUCCACAUGCCUUUUGUUAGAUAAAUCUAUUUAUCUCUCUUUGUCAAUAUUUAGAUUUUGAUUGAGCAUUAGAAUGUUUAUAUAUUUAAAAGUAAUGUAUAAAAUUGUGUCAAUUCUUUAAUGAAAGAAAGAAUAAUAAUUAGAUCUAUUAAACUUUUGUUCUCGGAAAUCUUGUAGUUGUUUUUAUCUAACUAUCUAACUUUCCAUCAAUAGGGCAUCACUGCUUUUUUACUGCAGCUAAAUCAUUUUAUAAAUAAUAACCGUGAUGUCAUCAUUUCACAAAUACCUUUUCCCCAGUGGAGCUAUUAGACGAAAUAUUUGCUUUCAUGGUAUGUGAUGUCUAGUAUUAUACACUUCAAACGGCAACUUUCUGACUUCUAAUGAAGGAACAUAGACAAUAGAUAACCUUAUCGAUUGUUGUGAUUUAACUUUUGGUUAAAACUGUGCAUCAUUCUAUAAGGUAACUAUUAUAAUAAUA
This is a messenger RNA of Ruditapes philippinarum (Manila clam), 2723 nucleotides long. RefSeq lists its product as uncharacterized. The transcript has 3 exons. Bases 241 to 1905 code for a protein of 554 amino acids. Gene Ontology annotation, molecular function: zinc ion binding. NCBI's taxonomy places the organism in Eukaryota, Metazoa, Mollusca, Bivalvia, Venerida, Veneridae. The record is from RefSeq and is a predicted model, not a curated record.